AUGUCAUCACGCAAGGAGACCUGCCGCAUCUCGGUCGCUGGAACAGGAACAGGAAUAGGAGCGAGCUCGCCUGAAUGGCUCCCUCAGAACAUUUCGGAAACAUUGCCUGCUCUGCCUUAUACUUCCACCGAAUGGUCCAGAGUGAUUGCCGACGUCAAGGGAGAAUUCGUCAGCCGUUGCUACCAUCCUUGUGCAACUCGGUGUAGCGAGAUCUUGGACAAUCUCAAGGAUUCUAGCAUGGUUGAGCCAGCAUAUCUCAUUUACCUUCACUUUUAUGCCGCCAACUCACUCGAGAUGCUCGCCCGGGCACUUGAUCAAGCCGCUCCAGCACGUGUGACUCUCUUCUACCAGGCUCGCGACCAUUAUCAACGAGCUUCGACGCUCAUCAACGCCGCCGAUUCAACUGUCGGUCCAGCUUUGCUACGAAGACCGUCUGGGACUAUGACAACACUCCCCAGCCUCCACUCCGCUGACAGCUCUGUGAGCUCAUAUGUGUCAUCCACAUGGACUUCGUCUCACAGCUUAUCUCCUGCAUCGUCAAUCUCAUCUAUUCAGAGCACACCUACCUCCAAGCGAAAGAAGAAGCGUGUGACAUUCAGCGAUGUCCCUGUGGAACUUCUCGAGCGUCCCGAUUCACCAACGCUCGGCCUUGGUAGCUUCCUGGGACCUGCUCGCUCAUCAUCACCGGAAUUAACUGGGAACUAUUCCACUGUACCAGCACUUAGGGCUUCGUCACAGCCUCCUCGGUCAAUUCUCACGCCACGCUCCACACAGAAUGAGGCUGCACCGUAUAUCGACUCAGAGCUCGAUCCCUUCCGGCAUGCUCGGUCAGUGCAUCGUUAUAGUGCUCUCCUUACCAGCCUACAACAACAGGUUUUCCGACACCUCAACUUCAUCGAGGCGGAGCUGGGCCGGCAGCAAACCUAUAUACCAGAGGAAGAAACGCCGCCAUCACCGAGCACAUCGAUCAUGGCCCCAACUACGCCGGGUACACCAAAUGCCGACAAGACGCGCUCACCAGAGCUUCAGGCACGGAUAGAACGGCUAAGGGCAAAGGGAUGGGAGCGUAAGCGGUUUGAUGCGCGACGAUAUGCUGAGCUACGCGAAAGUGCUGCAGCAGACAUGGAAUAG
Fusarium coffeatum is the source of this 1131-nucleotide messenger RNA. RefSeq lists its product as uncharacterized. The coding region runs from base 1 to 1131 and encodes 376 amino acids. Lineage: Eukaryota; Fungi; Ascomycota; Sordariomycetes; Hypocreales; Nectriaceae. The transcript is spliced from 2 exons. The record is from RefSeq and is a predicted model, not a curated record.